CAGGAAACAAUUUGGCCUCCAACUGGUUCCUCUAUGACUUGCUUCUCUUGACAAAUUAUCUGACUUGCCUGGAAAAUGGAUUUUAUGGCACCUCGUGAUGAGUAACCAUUUUGCUUUACCAAAUCAUGGCCUGUAACAAACUCAUGAUUAUUAAAAUCAAGUUGGCCUUCUUUGUCUUGCAUUUUGUUUCAUGAUUGUUUCACCAGUGAUCCGGUAAUGGUGUGUGUCUCUGUAAAGCUACAAAUGGAAGCCAGGCAGGACUGAUGUGUUACGCCCUGUGAGGUUGUUCAUGGCAUAUACACUAUUCAUCAUUGACGUGUAAAAGCCGGGCACACAUAUGCAGCUGGUAAAACCAGAACGCAAGUGCAAGCUGAUCUUACCCCAUUUAUAGUAAACAUGUACCAUGGAUAGUGACAGCGGGAACAGUGUACAGCCGCAGGUCCAGCUUUUCUGGCAGAGUGCCAACCAUCCAAGAAUCGGACGAAAACCAUGGCGGACGGAGGAACUCAGCCGAAUUUGAGGUGAUUGAUGAUGACACUGUGGAUGAGGCUCUAGACGUUGUCAACCAGAACAUCAGUGCCCUUCAGAAUGGCCUCAGUGGUGAGGAGUCCUCCAUGGUGGGCAAUGACAGUGACAACAACACUCCAACACGCAUACGCCCCCGCCACCGCCAUCACCAUCACCACUGUCACCAAAGGGAUAGCGGCGACAGCGAAAAAAACAAUGGCGGUGAUCAGCUCAGUUCUGACAAUCGAGAAGACAUGACACCUGACAGACUAGUGGGCACGCCAGACUCUGACGGACCAAAAUUCAGGCCCAGGGACAUGUCAUUUGAUAAAUCUUUUGAUAACUUGAUUGAAAGACUUAACUCUGAAAGUCAGGGGUCUCUUAAUAAAUCAGAGACAAAGUCUACAGCUUCAAAUGGUGGCGGAAGUGACCGCGAGACAGCCAGUAAAAUGUCAUCUGAUGACAUUGUGGUGACUGUGACAAAGCCGUCCAAGGUGGAGAAGAAGAAGAAGUCCUCAGCUCUGUUUACUGUUUUAAGUCCUACAUACAAGUCAAAAACAGAUGACUUUAAGAAAACAUUUAAAGAUAUCCCCAAUGAAGAAAGGUUAAUAGUGGAUUAUUCCUGUGCUUUACAAAAAGACAUACUGGUUCAUGGCCGGAUGUUUAUCACACAGAACUGGGUAUGCUUUUAUGCCAACAUAUUUCGCUGGGAGACAGUGUUGACCAUACCAUGUAAAGAUAUAACAGCAAUCACCAAAGAGAAGACAGCCAGAGUCAUUCCCAAUGCUAUUCAAAUUACCACAGAGAAGGAGAAAUAUUUUUUCACAUCCUUCGCUGCACGGGAUAAGACGUUUCUCAUGUUGUUCCGGAUUUGGCAGAAUGCACUACUAGAUCAGCCGAUGUCCCCCAAAGAGCUGUGGCACUGGGUACACUACUGUUACGGGGAAGAGCUGGGCCUAACGUCAAGUGAUGAGGACUAUGUGGCCAGACCUAGUGCUGAUGAGAUGAAGGACAAGCAGAAGGAUGAGGCAGGCAUCAUCAAGGAAGCUGAUUCGACUACUGAAGUGAGUGUGGCUAAUGGUGAUUAUGAUGGGGACUGCAGUGCUGCAAACGUAAUGUCCCCGGACUCGUUUGAAGAGCCACCCAUGGGGCGGGAAGCAGGAGGAGUGACAUUAGGUGAUGAGGAUCCCACAGAUUUUGGGGAUACCACUGAUGACAGUGAUGGCAUCGGGGAGGUAAUCUGUACGGGACACGACCACUUUGAAAAGAUGUACAUGAAUGAAGUGUUCAACAUGUCAGUGGACAAAGCCUUUGAACUCCUUUUUACCGACAGCAAAUUCUUCAGGGAUUUUGUGGGUGGAAACAAGACAUUUGACCUUUUACUACCUCCUUGGCAAGAAGAUCUAGAUGAUGAAGGGAACAGGAUAAGACAUAUCCGAUACACGUUAACUCUGGGAGCAGCAUUUGGCCCCAAACAUUCGCCUUCUACAGAAAAACAGAUCUGUCUGAAGCAAAGUAAAGCCGGGGUAAUCUAUAUCAUUGACUGUCACAUCGCCAAUGGCAGCAUCCCCUAUGCUGACUCUUUUUACACGGUCAACCGUUACUGUAUCACUCGAGUCUCCAACAGCCGAUGUCGUAUCAAGGUCACCAGUGUGGUCAAGUACAGGAAGUCCGUCUGGGGUCUGGUGAAAAACCUGAUAGAGAAAAACGCCCAUCAUGGAAUCACAACCUACUACAAAAAUCUUUCUAUUGCACUACACAAGGAAGCUGGGGUGCAGCAUGAUCGAGACACGCUGGCUGUGGUCAAACAACCGUCCAAGAAGAAGCGACGGCGACGACGAUUGAUGUCCAACAUAGGAGACGGUCAUGACCCCUCACGGCAGACAGAGUCGCUCUCCACACCUCCCUCUCCUAUCAGAGCAUUCAGCAUAAAGGAAGAUCGACUGCUUAAAUUGAAUGCUGACACUCUGGUUAGGAUCAUUGUUUUUGUGCUAAUUCUGUUGGUGAUGUUCAAUGCUAUGCUGUUUUACAAACUGUGGGCCCUGGAGGGUUUUGCCGGGAGUGGCUACCCCACAAGUCAACAUUUUUCACCCAAUCACAUCAGGGAUUUACCAGAGUCACAAGAGGAGUGGCUGAAGCUGUUAGAACAACAGCAAUCGUUACAUCAAAGUGAGGUGGAGCAUUGGAGAGAGAUACUCGGUACAUCUGUCCUACUGAUGGACCAGAUGAAGGCAUCACUUAUGGAGUUGCAGUCCAGUUUAAAAUUCCACGAGUCCUGGCCUAGGACAACAGCUGAACCAGUGAAACAACAUACGAAACAGGACACCGAAAGCUGACUCACUGACACAACAUACAAAACAGGACACCGAAAGCUGACUCUCUGACGCAACAUGCAAACACACUCAAAGCUCAUCCACCUGCAUGGACCAACACAGCCUCAGCUCAUCCACCUGCUAACUGUGCACGCACCAUUCUCCUUUAUUUGUGUUUUUGGUUAUUAAGUUAUGCCCAAUAUAUUUGUGGAAUACUAAGGUUAAUGUUUUGUUAGAGCAUUUGCCCUACAUUGUACAUCGUGAAUUGUUGUCAGACUGACAUAACUAUAUCUGUGCAGUUUUCUCCUUCGUAUAUGUCAUGUGGUCAAGUCUUUUUGUAAUAUGCUUAGAUAUCCAUGACCUCUAGUGUGUGGGAAGGCCUGUCAGCAACCUGCGGAUGGUCGUGGGUUUCCCCCAGGCUCUGCCAGGUUUUCUCCCACCAUAAUGAUGGCUGCUGUGACAUGUAGAAGUGUAAUAUUCUUGAGUAUGGCAUAAAACAUGUUGAAUAUAUAAAAUCCAGCAGAUCUCUCCUUUACACAGACAUACUUGUAGUGACAUUAGCUGUACCUGACUUUUACAUGGGACCCAGACAAGUGGUCGUGACACUGUGUCAUUUACUAUUUUGUUUUAUGUUAGUGACUUUUGACGUUAUCUGUUUCUGUACUAUGCUGAAAUCAGUUUUGUUAAGCAAGACCCAGGUGUAUUAAUAAAUGGGUGGAAGCAGUAAUAAGGUAUAUCUGGGAUGCUACCAACAUUUUACUGUUAGAUGCAUAUGUGUGUGUAUAUGGAUGUCUGCAAUAUAUUAUUCAGGUAAUGUUGACUGUGGUAAUGGUUGUUCAGGAUUGUGCUCAUAAGAAUAAUUAAAGUGAACAUAAAGUCUGCCACUAUACAUACAUAGAAAAAAGGAUAUAGGACACAGUUAUCACAGAAAAAUAGGUAAAAAAAUUCCGUAAUGUAUUGAAAGGCGAGAAAACAAACUUCAGCAUUAUGGAUACGGCACUGACGGACAGUUCACUUCGAGUAGCCAUGUAGUAGCAGCUCUUAUAAACUGGGCCAAUCACUAAGGCUGAAAGCGUCACAUGAUAAUUGGCUG
This is a messenger RNA of Liolophura sinensis, 3912 nucleotides long. Its product is annotated as protein Aster-B-like. Gene Ontology annotation, molecular function: sterol binding; sterol transfer activity. The record is from RefSeq and is a predicted model, not a curated record. The transcript has 16 exons. The coding region runs from base 615 to 2843 and encodes 742 amino acids. Gene Ontology annotation, cellular component: endoplasmic reticulum-plasma membrane contact site; endoplasmic reticulum membrane; plasma membrane. Lineage: Eukaryota; Metazoa; Mollusca; Polyplacophora; Chitonida; Chitonidae. Gene Ontology annotation, biological process: intracellular sterol transport.